Molecule: messenger RNA, 2375 nt
Organism: Clarias gariepinus (North African catfish)
Lineage: Eukaryota; Metazoa; Chordata; Actinopteri; Siluriformes; Clariidae
Gene: ghrhrb
Product: growth hormone releasing hormone receptor b
Exons: 13
Coding region: 147-1499 (450 amino acids)
Biological process (GO): adenylate cyclase-modulating G protein-coupled receptor signaling pathway; cell surface receptor signaling pathway
Cellular component (GO): plasma membrane
Molecular function (GO): peptide hormone binding; G protein-coupled peptide receptor activity; vasoactive intestinal polypeptide receptor activity
Source: RefSeq, a predicted model, not a curated record
CACUCAGUCUGUACAUCACUGCUGUCUCGAUUUAAAAAAUAUACUAAUAAUUGAAACCCCCGUGUGGACUGACACGACUAUCUGAGCGGCGUUUUUUACCGUCUGUUCGCUUCUCCAGUCUCUCUGCGCACACCUGAACACUGAACAUGAUACUUUCUAGGAAUUCCCUAACUUUCAGAGUCGUGUUGCUGACAUGGUGGAUCCACCACUGCACUUGGCGCACGGGUGAAGCAAUCCACCCAGUAUGUACUCUUGUGGCUCAGCAUAUGAAGGCUCAGGAACAAUGCAGAAACACACGUCAACAAGAGCAACGCAACAGAACUGCAAUGACUGGCUGCCGAACAGAGUGGGACGAGAUCCGUUGCUGGUACAGAGCUGAAGUUGGGGAAGUGGUUAAUGUCUCCUGCUCUGAAGUUUCCCAGCUCUUUGCCAACAACAAUGGUUACAUAUCACGGAACUGCACAGUAAACGGCUGGAGUGACCUUUACCCAACAUAUGAGAAUGCUUGUAUAUUACCCACAGUAGAAGGAACAGAGACCUCAUAUUUUUCGACGUUCAGACAGGCAUACACCGUAGGCUACGCUACCUCUCUCAUUUCCCUCAUAUCAGCCAUCUUUGUAUUUACAGCAUUCAGGAAAUUCCAUUGUACAAGGAAUUACAUCCACAUCAACCUUUUUUCCUCCUUCAUCCUGAGAGCUAGCGCAGUCUUUAUUAAAGAUGGUGUCCUCUUUACCGAUGAAACCCAGGACCACUGUUUCAUGUCUACACCAUCAUGUAAGGCAGCAGUGGCCUUUUUCCAGUUUAGCAUCUUGGCUAACUACUUCUGGCUUCUGGUGGAGGGCAUGUACUUACAGACCCUGCUGGCUCUCACGUUUGUCUCACAAAAAAAGUAUUUGUGGUGGUACAUCCUUAUUGGCUGGGGCCUUCCAACAAUAGUCAUGACUAUUUGGGUCCUGGCUAGGAAUUUCUAUGAUAACACAGGGUGCUGGGAUGACCUAGACAUUGCCUACAUUUGGUGGAUUAUAAGAGGACCAAUAACAAUAUCUCUCCUGGUGAACUUCAUCAUUUUUAUCAACGUGAUCAGGAUACUUGUAGAGAAGCUGAAGUCUCCUGGAGUUGGAGGCAGUGAAACCAGUCACUUUAUGAGGCUGGCAAAGUCCACUUUGUUCCUGAUCCCGCUCUUUGGCAUGCAUUACAUGGUGUUUGCCUUCCUUCCAGAGGGCACAGGGGAGGACGCUCGUCUCUACAUUGAGCUUGGACUGGGCUCAUUUCAGGGUUUUGUUGUGGCUCUAUUAUAUUGUUUUCUCAAUGGAGAGGUGCAAGCGGAGCUGAAGAAGCGACUUUGGAAAUGGCAGAUGCAGGGUUAUAUGAGUUACAGUAAGCGGAGGCAAACACUGUCCACAGAGAGCAGCACCGUCACUCAGAUUUCUGUUCUGGAAAAAUCCAGCCCUAAGGAGCAGCCUUCAGCUGUGCUCAAAAACAACAGCUCACUGGUCUGAGGACAUUGUCUCUUCCUGUCUCUCUUGUCUUUACAGGAUUUUGUUUUGUUCCAUAUAAUAGUGUAAUAACAAUAUAGACAAAGUCAUAAAAUGAACAAAGUCAUUCAUACCAAGAGUGUUAGUAUUAAAGUUAUAGUGCCAUUUUUUAUAAAAGAGUACAAAUUAUAUUCAUAGAUUGGAUUCAAUCAUAAUUCGAACAUAAUUUGGUGACAUUUCACAAUAUAAGGGGUCAGAUAUAGACAUUAUUCCACUGAUCUGUUAGUGGUGAAGAAAAUUUUUUUUAGAACUGCGGAUCUGGGUGAUCUGAUUGCAAGGCAAAUCACAAGCUCAUAAUGAUCUGGGCCCGGUUUCCUGAAAGCUUCUUAUGGCUAAGUAGUCCUUAAGUUGUACCUUAACCUCUCUCUUAACGUUAUGGCGCUUAUAACGGUAUAUAUCUUGGGUAAGUCACAUGUUCGUAAGGUUGUUCUGGACCAACCUUAACUCACCCUUAGCGUUGUUUCAGCUCAAGACGCUAGUCGCCACCACUGUGCAACAGUCUUUAUAAAUCAGCGGUGUAUGCAAGCACAUUAGGGCACGUUAUCAAAGUUGUAACAAUAAUAGAAUAUACUGUAGGCCUGUUUAAGAUUUUUAUUUUAUUUGAUAUAAGAAAUAAUAGAGUGACUUUUAAUUAGCCUUAUUUCAUAAUAUGACUAAUGCAUUAAAAUUGGCAAUCACUUUUAUUUUGAACAGGUGGCUAACAAUUUGGCUUUAAGUGGCUAAGAUUGUAUAAAUGGGUAAUCAUGGUGGCGUCCAGAAUGUUACAAGAGUGUUAUUGUGCUAAACCGAAGACGGCGCCGUCCGCGGAGCCAAUGGUUCAUGUAAAUUUUUUCUUUAGGC